This is a messenger RNA of Theobroma umbraticum, 1418 nucleotides long. It is a transcript of the gene LZF1, whose product is annotated as light-regulated zinc finger protein 1. Gene Ontology annotation, biological process: photomorphogenesis; regulation of DNA-templated transcription. The record is from RefSeq and is a predicted model, not a curated record. Gene Ontology annotation, molecular function: zinc ion binding. Lineage: Eukaryota; Viridiplantae; Streptophyta; Magnoliopsida; Malvales; Malvaceae. Gene Ontology annotation, cellular component: nucleus.
AAAUCAAACUCAGAAAUUAUUAAAAAAAAGGGAAAAAGAAAAAGAAAAAGGGAAGAAUCCGUUCAUUGGCCUCUCUUUUCUCCCUCCUCUCUUAAACCAGAAAUAAACCCUUCUCUCUUAAAAGGAGGAAAAAAAAAGCUGAAAAUUUGUGAAAAUUGUAAUUUUGUUAAGAGAGAGAGAGAUGAAGAUUCAGUGCAACGUGUGCGAGGCGGCGGAGGCGAAGGUGCUGUGCUGCGCGGACGAGGCGGCGCUGUGUUGGGCGUGCGACGAGAAGGUCCACGCUGCUAACAAGUUGGCCAGCAAGCACCAGCGAGUCCCGCUCUCUUCUUCGUCUUCUCAGAUGCCUAAAUGUGACAUUUGUCAGGAAACAUCUGGAUUGUUCUUUUGUUUGCAAGAUCGAGCUUUACUCUGCCGAAAAUGUGAUCUUGCUAUACAUACAGCAAAUACGUAUGUGUCUGGUCAUCAGAGAUUUCUGCUUACUGGAGUAAAAGUUGGUCUUGAAACAACAGACCCUGGUGCAUCUUCUUCCAAUGUCCAAUCAGCCUCUAAUGAAAAGACCUCAGAAACUAAAUCUAAUUCUACAUCUAGAAGGGGGACUCCAAUGGCAUUUACUGGUGGACAGAAUGAGGUUCUACCGGCAAAUGCUGGAGUUGGGAACAGUGUGCCGACUCAAGUGUUGUAUGCUGGGGGUUCUGCAGCUGGAAGCAUUCAAUCAUGGCAAAUGGAUGAUUUAUUUGGGCUAACUGACUUUAAUCAAAGCUAUGGUUACAUGGAUAAUGUGUCAUCUAAGGCUGAUAGCGGCAAGCGUGGAGAUUCUGACAGCUCCUCAGUCUUGAGAUCUGCUGAGGAAGAGGUUGAUGAUGAUGAGUGCUUGGGUCAGGUGCCAGAGUCCUCUUGUGCAGUACCGCAAGUGCCUUCGCCACCUACAGCCUCAGGGCUAUAUUGGCCAAAAGAUUCUCACAAUCAAUCUGAUGGUGUGGUUUUUGUGCCUGACAUAUGCAGCUCAAUUGUGAAAAAUCCUUUCCAUUCUCGGUAUCGUGGCUUCCCUCCAAAACGCCAGCGACAAAUUUAGAAUCAUCUUCUAAAGUUUUUUGCACAAGUUAAGUCUUUCAACAGUUUCAGAUCCACCUUGUCAGGUGUGUUUUUAGCCUAUUAUGUAUGUAGGUCUCUGUCCUUCCAAGUACCUAUUGUGGCUUGAGCUACUUGCUUCCGGUUUGGGCUAAGCCACAUUUUUCAAUGUAGAUUCUUCUCAUUCUGCAGUUGCUAUUUGGGUUGAUAAGGUAAAACCGAAGCAGAAAAGGUGUACUAGAAAAAGCUUGUUAAUUGAAGGAGUUAGUAUUGUUUCUGUUAACAGCUUGUAUUUCUUCAUGAUUCACAAUAUAACCUUGACCAACUUAAUUGGUAUCUGUGUUAUAAAA